This is a messenger RNA of Rotaria sp. Silwood2, 549 nucleotides long. NCBI's taxonomy places the organism in Eukaryota, Metazoa, Rotifera, Eurotatoria, Philodinida, Philodinidae. The record is from the annotation of a GenBank genome assembly.
AUGAAAUAUGCAUGGGGAUGGUACUAUGUGAAUAUUCCAGCAGACAAUAAGUCUCAAGAACUUAGCAUUAUUGCUGGUACUGGUCUCAGUUAUGCUGGCGAAUUCCUAGGUGUUAUGGAUGCCCGUUUCUAUGAUAUUCGUUUAGAUGAGAAAACCAACAUAGAAUUAAGAACGGUGAAAGUUUGGGAUUUAUCAUUUGAUUCAUGCAAUGAUGAAACGCUUCAACGAUUUGAAGUAGAACGCAGUUAUUGGACUAAUAUUACUGAUUCGUUCGGUAAUGCCACUAUACCACUUCAUCAAUUGGUUACAUUAAAAACUGACAGUUAUUUGAUCACAAUGGAUUUUAAUAGUGUCGUAAUCAAUUACAACAGAUUAUUGUCUUCUUUUACUAGUUAUGUGUUUUCAGAUUUUGAAGGUAUAGGUGUAUCAACAAAGUUAUUGAUCGUUGAUAAGAAAUCUGAAAAGACGUUGAGGAAUGUCACCGUAAAAAGUGGUGGAUUAGAAUAUGGAUAUCGAUUUAAUAUAACUGUACCACCUGCUCCUAAAUAA